UUGCACGGACCGCGUGCACUGCGCCUUGUGCUCACGGACGCGCGUGCACCCUUGACGAGCCAUGCCGCAGUUUAUUGCCCUCUCCGCAGCUGCGAGGCACUGGGUUCUGCGAAGGAAGCUGCUCUGCGCGUCCGCGUGUUUGCGACACCGAGCCGCCAUGUCGACGCUGCUCAUCAACCAGCCCACGUAUGCGUGGCUCAGGGAGCUCGGGCUGCGCGAGGAGAACGACGGCGUGUACAACGGGACGUGGGGGGGCCGAGGGGAGGUGGUCACUUCAUACUGUCCGGCCAACAACGAGCCCAUCGCCAGGGUGCGGCAGGCGACCACGAAGGACUAUGAGGAAACGGUGAAGAAAGCCAAAGAGGCUUGGAAAAUCUGGGCAGAUAUUCCAGCACCAAAGAGAGGGGAGAUUGUGAGGCAGAUUGGUGAUGCACUGAGAAGGAAGAUUAAAGUUCUGGGCAGUUUGGUGUCCCUGGAGAUGGGAAAGAUCUACGUGGAGGGAGUGGGGGAAGUGCAGGAGUAUGUGGACGUGUGUGAUUACGCCGUGGGCCUGUCGCGAAUGAUCGGCGGACCUGUCCUGCCCUCUGAGCGGCCGGGGCAUGCUCUGAUCGAGCAAUGGAACCCAGUUGGACUGGUUGGCAUCAUCACGGCCUUCAACUUCCCUGUGGCUGUGUACGGCUGGAACAACGCCAUUGCGCUCAUUUGUGGCAAUGUCUGCCUUUGGAAAGGAGCACCCACCACUCCUCUGACCAGUGUAGCUGUAACAAAGAUAGUGGCAGAGGUCCUAGAACAAAACAACCUUCCAGGUGCAAUCUGCUCCAUGACAUGUGGGGGUGCUGAGAUCGGGAGUGCGCUGGCGAAGGAUGAGCGUGUUGACUUGGUCUCCUUCACUGGCAGCACUCAUGUUGGAAAGCUGGUGUCUCUCAUGGUGCAGGAGCGGUUUGGCCGUCAGCUGCUGGAGCUUGGUGGAAACAACGCCAUUGUAGUAUUUGAAGAUGCUGACCUCAACCUUGUGGUUCCAUCCACUGUCUUUGCUGCUGUGGGAACUGCAGGACAACGUUGCACAACCACACGGAGACUGAUGCUGCAUGAGAGCAUUCAUGAUGACGUUGUGGAGCGACUAUCCAAAGCAUACAAACAAAUCCGUAUUGGUGACCCCUGGGACUCAAACACCCUGUAUGGACCAUUGCACACCAAGGAGGCUGUGGAGCAGUACAAGGCAGCCAUUGAGCAGGCCAAACAGCAGGGCGGUACCAUAGUGUGUGGGGGCAAGGUGAUGGAUCGUCCUGGAAAUUACGUGGAACCCACCAUUAUCACAGGCCUGGCACAUGAUGCCCCCAUCGUUCACAAAGAGACCUUUGUGCCCAUUCUAUAUGUACUAAAGUUCAAGACAGAAGAGGAGGCCUUUUCAUGGAACAAUGAGGUCAAGCAGGGGCUGUCCAGCAGCAUCUUCACCAAGGACAUGGGGCGGGUAUUCCGCUGGCUUGGUCCCAAAGGUUCUGACUGUGGCAUCGUGAACGUCAACAUCCCGACCAGUGGAGCUGAGAUUGGGGGGGCUUUUGGAGGGGAGAAGCACACCGGUGGAGGGAGGGAGUCAGGGAGUGACUCCUGGAAACAGUACAUGAGGAGAUCCACAUGCACUAUCAACUACAGCAAGGACUUGCCGCUUGCCCAAGGUAUCAAGUUUGAGUGAAGAAAUAGACCUGUAUUUUCCAGUCAGCAAGCGCAGCAGAGCCCAUAGAACACUAAUGAUGGUGACUUGCCACUCACCAGUUAACUUGAAAAUGCUUCACUUUGAUAUUGGGGAAAACUAGAAGCAUUCAAAACAAACACCUUUCUUUAUGUCAGUAAACUUUCAGUCUGAAUGAUGCAGUUUCUGAUAAUGCAUCAUUUCUUUAGUGACUUUUGGUCCUGAAUGUGGCAUGUUUCUGUAUACUUGACUGCAGCCUAGCACAUAUGAAAUGAACACACAAGCUUAAUUGUUGCAACAUUGGCAGAAUUCAAAUUAUCAUUUACAUCAAUUCUUUGUAAUGGAACUUUAUAUAAAAAAAAGUUAAGAUUUGAUUUCUUAUUGGCAUAAGAGACAGCUUGUUCAUCAGAAGUUGUUUAAAAAAAAAAAAAUUGACUAAACUGAUCUCUAUUCAAGGGAAGUGUGGUAGCUGAAAUUUUUCAAAAACCAAAUGUGCUUAAUGUAACACAAAGUUUCUGGAUUAUAUAUAAAAUCCUUACGGGGGGAGGGGGGCACGGUGGCACAGCAGGCUUGGCUGGGUCCUGCUCUCUGUCAGGGCUGGGG
This is a messenger RNA of Scleropages formosus (Asian bonytongue), 2293 nucleotides long. It is a transcript of the gene aldh7a1, whose product is annotated as aldehyde dehydrogenase 7 family, member A1. Gene Ontology annotation, molecular function: aldehyde dehydrogenase (NAD+) activity. NCBI's taxonomy places the organism in Eukaryota, Metazoa, Chordata, Actinopteri, Osteoglossiformes, Osteoglossidae. The record is from RefSeq and is a predicted model, not a curated record. The transcript has 18 exons. Bases 62 to 1693 code for a protein of 543 amino acids.